Molecule: messenger RNA, 3675 nt
Organism: Blepharisma stoltei
Lineage: Eukaryota; Ciliophora; Heterotrichea; Heterotrichida; Blepharismidae
Source: the annotation of a GenBank genome assembly
AUGGACUUUGACCCAUCUGAAAUUCACAAUUAUCUCGACUCUCUUUUCAAGUCAAGAAUCGUCAUAAUUGAUGGUGCGAUGGGGACAAUGAUUCAGAAACACAAGCUUAAAGAAGCAGACUAUCGUGGAGCCCAAUUUAUAGAUCAUCCUCAAGACCUAAUGAACAACAAUGACAUUCUGAGCAUAACCCAACCUUCAAUAAUCGCCAAUAUUCACCGUCAAUAUCUAGACUCAGGUGCUGAUAUAAUCGAAACAAACACAUUUAAUGGGACAUCUGUUGCCCAACAAGAUUUCGGGACCCAAAAUUACGUCAAAGAAAUCAACCUCGCCGCAGCAAGACUCGCACGUGAAGUCGUCGAUGAAUUUUCAUCAAAAAACCCUUCACAUAGAAGAUUUGUCGCUGGAGCCGUCGGCCCGACCUCAAAAACAGCAUCCUUAAGCCGAAAUGUGGAUGAUCCUUCACAGCGUGACGUAACAUUUGAUGACCUUGUUGAGUCUUAUUUCGAACAAAUUCAAGCUUUAGUAGAAGGUGGAGUACACAUAAUUUUGGUAGAAACAAUUUUUGACACUUUAAACGCAAAAGCCGCAUUAUUUGCAUAUGAAAAAUACUUUACUAGUAAGCCAAAAUUGCCGUUAAUGAUAUCAGGGACUAUAAGUGAUAUGAGUGGCAGAACCCUUUCAGGGCAAACCGUAGAAGCCUUUCUUAUUAGUGUGAUGCAUUCCAAGCCUUUGUGCAUUGGGCUGAACUGUGCAUUAGGCGCUACCAAAAUGAAAGCAUUUUUAGAAAACUUGUCAAGAAUAGCUCCAUUUUAUGUCCACGCCUAUCCUAAUGCAGGGCUUCCUAAUGAAAUGGGAGAGUAUGACGAGACUGCUGAUCAAUUUGCUUCAAAUGCAAUGACAUUUAUCACUGAUAAACUUGUCAAUAUGAUCGGCGGUUGUUGUGGUACAACUCCUGAGUAUAUUCAUGCUUUGAAAACUGCUAUUGAAAGUUCAGGCGUCCAUCCACGUGAAAUCCCGAAGCCAUCAGGUAAAUUAAUGCUUUCUGGGCUUAAAGAAUUUAUUUUAACAGAAAAUAUCCCUUUUGUAAACAUAGGAGAAAGAUGCAAUAUUUCUGGGUCGCUGAGGUUUAAAAAGCUGCUAGUCACAGAAAAUAACUUCGCUGGAGCUUUAAAUGUUGCCAGAGAUCAAGUAACAAAUGGAGCACAAGUUCUUGAUAUAAAUGUGGACGAAGGUAUGAUAGACAGUGUGGAAGUUAUGAGCAAGUUCUUAAAAAUGCUUACAAGCGACCCUGAUAUCGCUUCUGUGCCACUUAUGAUAGAUUCUUCGAAUUUUAAGGUGAUUGAAGCAGGACUAAAAGUCUGCCAAGGCAAAUGUAUUGUAAAUUCCAUAUCUUUGAAAAAUGGAGAAUCAGAGUUUUUAGAACAGGCUGGAGUUUUAAGAAAAUAUGGAGCUGCUGUUGUAGUUAUGGCGUUUGAUGAAACAGGCCAAGCGACAGAAAUUGAGCAUAAAGUCAGAAUCUGUGAGAGAGCUCAUGAAUUGUUAACAAAAACCCUUGAUUUCCCUCCUGAAGAUAUCAUUUUCGACCUGAACAUCCUCACAAUUGCUACAGGUAUGGAUGAGCACAACCCAUAUGCAAGAAAUUUUAUCGAGGCUACCAAAGCUAUCAGACAAAGGUUCCCUCAAUGCCACGUGAGUGGCGGCCUAAGCAACCUUUCUUUCAGUUUCCGAGCUUUAGCCCAGUUCCGUGAGCAAAUGCAUGCAGUUUUUCUCUAUCAUGCAAUUCAUGCCGGAAUGGACAUGGGGAUUAUAAAUGCCGGAGCUUUGCCUAUAUAUGAAGAUAUUCCUGCAGAUUUACGUAAAAUAUUUGAGGAGAUCAUUUUUAAUGAGUCUGAGGAUGGAAAACACGUCGAAAGGGUUAUUGAGUAUGCAGAAAAUUUGAAGAAAAACAAGACAAAACAGACCACAGAGAAAAAAGAAGCUGAAUGGAGAUCAUUGCCUUUACCUGAAAGGCUGAGAUAUUCAUUGGUAAACGGUCUGUCAGAAUUCAUUGAAAAAGAUCUACAAGAAGCAUUAGGAGAAUACCCAGGACCACUCAAUAUUAUAGAAGGUCCUCUAAUGGACGGAAUGUCUGUUGUAGGUGAUUUAUUUGGAGCUGGAAAAAUGUUUUUGCCUCAAGUUAUCAAGUCAGCCAGAGUUAUGAAGCAAGGAAUUGCACAUCUUGAGCCAUUAAUGCUUCGAGGUGAAAGCCAAAAAAAGAGCGGUGUUAUUCUUAUGGCGACUGUAAAAGGGGAUGUCCAUGAUAUAGGAAAAAAUAUUGUAGGUGUUGUAUUAAGAUGCAACAAUUAUGAAGUCAUUGAUUUAGGCGUCCAAGUUUCAUGGGAAACUAUAAAAGAAACCUUAAAAACUCACCAUAUCGACGUCAUCGGAUUGUCAGGGCUUAUAACUCCUUCUCUAGAACAUAUGGUAAACUAUGCAAAGCAUAUGGAAUCUGGCGGCAUGACCAUUCCUUUAUUGAUAGGAGGUGCAACUACUUCUAAAAUCCACACAGCUGUAAAAAUUUCCCCUAAUUAUUCCCACCCAGCUGUUCACGUUUUAGAUGCUUCUAGAUCAGUUGGAGUAAUCUCAGCCCUAUUGGAUCCCAAUUUAAAGAGAAGUUUCUACUCAGAAAUCAAAGAAGAAUAUGACGAAAUCCGUAAGGACUAUUACGCAACUCAAAAGGAAAAAAAAUUUAGAUCAUUAAAAGAAGCAAAAUCUAAUAAAUUUGAAAUAAAUUGGGCUAAAUACACCCCAGUGCAGCCUAGAGUUGAAGGGGUGACUGUGAUUGAUGAUCAAGAUUUAAAUGAAUUAAUAGAAUAUAUUGACUGGGGUCCUUUCUUUUCUGUGUGGCAAAUAAGAGGAAGAUACCCAAAUAGGUCAUUUCCAAGGAUUUUUAAUGAUGCCAAGGUAGGAGAACAAGCUAAGCAGCUUUAUGAAGAUGCUCAAAAAAUGCUGCAAGAAAUAAUCAAAGGGAAAUUAUUACUCGCUAAAGGAGUUUAUGGGAUUUUCAAAGCAAAAGCUGUAGGAGAUGAUAUAGAGGUCUAUAAAGGUGGCGAAACUUUUAAGUUUUUCACCUUAAGACAGCAAGAAAUUUUGGCUGCAGAUGGGCCGAAUCAAGCUUUAAGCGACUUUGUAUCGCCAAUUGAAGACUAUUUUGGAGCUUUUGCAGUGACAGCAGGGCUGAACUGUGACGAAAUCUCUCAAAAAUACGAAGCAGAAAUGGACGACUAUAAGAGCAUCAUGAUCAAAGCCCUCGCUGACCGUCUUGUUGAAGCCUUUGCAGAAAUGCUGCAUAAAAAGGUAAGAAAUGAGUAUUGGGGUUAUUCUUCUUCAGAAAAUUUGUCAACAGAAGAAUUGAUUCAUGAAGAAUACCAAGGGAUAAGGCCAGCUCCAGGGUACCCAGCCCAGCCAGACCAUUCAGAAAAGUUAACUCUAUGGAGACUGCUUGAUGUGGAGACCAAUACCAGCAUAAAACUGACAGAAUCUUUGGCUAUGCAUCCAGCUGCUUCUGUAUGUGGUCUUUAUAUUUCUCACCCACAAGCUAGAUACUUUGGAGUCGGACAGAUAUGUGAGGACCAAAUACAAGAUUAUGCCUCAAGAAAAGGAGUCUCAGUAGAAGAAAUCAAGCAAUGGCUUUAA